AACAUAGACAUAAUAUAAUAGACGCCGCAUUGGCAGCUCAGCGCGAGAAUUCCAGCCGCCUUCUUGGACCGGUCAUAAAAGUUACUUAGCAGCAGAAGAUACAAGAUGCCAGAGCACUGUGCAGCAUAUUCCUGCUCAAAUCGGCGGACCAUUGAAAACAGGGCUCGGGGGAUUACUUUUCACAAGUUUCCCAAGGACAAAGAUACAAGGAAAAAGUGGGAAGUAGAUUUGAGGAGAGAAGGAUUCACUGGAAGUGCUUCCUCAGUGCUUUGCUUCCAACAUUUUAAGCAGGCUGAUUUUGAUAGAACGGGUCAGAUUGUCCGACUUCGAGAUGGUGUUAUUCCAUCUGUCUUCAGCUUCCCAGUUCACCUCCAAAGAAUGGAAAAGGGCAGGGCUACAUCCACCUCAAGAAGAGCUGAAGAAAGCCUGUCCGUGGCCUCUCAGGAUUACGAAACGGCAACCUCACACCCACAACCUCAGCCUAAUGAUGAUCAAGGCUAUGCCUUGCCUGUGUCUCCUACCACCCUUAGGACCAGACUCAAUGAAGCCUUGGCAAGAGUGAAAGGUCUGGAGCGAGAGAAGAAGAAUGCUAUGGCAAGAGAAAAGAGGGCAAGGAUCACAGUAAAGAGUCUUUUGGGGGAGUUUAGCGAAAAGAACCUCAUUAAUGAAGAGCUCAAGGAGAAGCUUGAAUUUUUCUCCGAUCUUAAGAUAGAUUUCAUGGCAAAGCAGGGCCAUGAGUACACAAAGGACUACAGAAAGUUUGCGCUCACUCUCAAUCUACAUGGUCCAAAGGAUUACAAAUACCUCAGAGAGACUCAACAUGUCCCCCUCCCACAUCCACAUACAUUACAAAGGUGGUUGCGUUCGGUGGAUGCCAAGCCUGGCCUGAACAAGAUGAUGCGGGAUAUGCUGGAGAAAAGAUGCCAGGGACCAGGCUAAAUAUGGAUGUGUUUCCCUCAUGUUGGAUGCCAUGUCCAUCAGAAAACAUGUGAAAUAUAAUCCUCAUACCCAGUCAAUGUCUGGUUUUGUAGACAUGGGUGAUGGAAUCAGUGAGACUGAUGUUGCUACUGUGGCUCUUGUGUUCAUGGUGGUUGGCCUACAAGGACAUUGGAAGGCUCCCAUUGCUUACUUCCUGACAAAGUGUCUCUCUCCAGAAACACAAAGGGUCCUUCUCAGUCAUGCUUUGGAGGAGUUGCAUGCACAGGGCAUUCGGGUGGUAUGUGUAACAAUGGAUGGGCAUGCCUCCAAUGUCAGCAUGUGUAACCAACUUGGGUGUGAGCUGAAGGGAGACCCACGAGAGCCACUUCAAACCA
This is a messenger RNA of Etheostoma cragini (Arkansas darter), 1313 nucleotides long. Its product is annotated as THAP domain-containing protein 6-like. Lineage: Eukaryota; Metazoa; Chordata; Actinopteri; Perciformes; Percidae. The record is from RefSeq and is a predicted model, not a curated record.